AUUUUACCUGGACCUACUUUUUUUCUCUCUGAAAGUGAAAAAUUGAGUACAGCAGCAGACUUUCUCAGUCUUGAGGAAAUUUGUUCCAUCUACAUCAUGGAACAGCCUUUGCUUUUGUAUAUAUUUUUAUUCUACUGGAAUUUCCUCAAUGCCUUAUUCACUGUUGAAGCUCCUCAGUCACUCUACAUUGUGGAACAUGGGAACAAUGUGACCAUGGAAUGCACAUUUCCAGUGAAUGGGAAGUUGAAGUUUGGAGAUUUAAAUGUCAGCUGGGAAAAGAAAGAUGAGUUAAAGAAACUGGUUUACGUGCUUCUCAAAGGAAAGGAAGACUUCAAAAAUCAGCACAGUGACUUUAAGGGAAGAAUAAAAUUGUUGAAAGAGAAUCUGAGCUUGGGACAGUCUCUCCUUCAGAUCACUGAUGUGAAGCUCAGAGAUGCAGGGACUUACCACUGUAUUAUUGGCUAUAGGGGAGCUGACUACCAGACAAUCCACCUGAAAGUUAAGGCUCCUUACAGAACUAUAACCCAAAGAGUGGUGAGCACAGGACACAAUGAAUGGAAGUUGACAUGCCAGUCUGAAGGAUACCCAGAAGCUGAAGUGAUAUGGCAAAAUGGAGACUAUGAAGAUUUGACUAAUAAGGCAAACACAAGUUAUGAAACUGGAAGGGACCAGUUGUAUCAUGUGACAAGUACCCUUACAAUCAAAAGUAGAAUUCAUGAGAUAUUUUACUGUAUAUUCUGGAAUAAAGAGCUGCAAGAAAAUACAUCUGCCAUUUUACACAUAGCGGAUGCAGCUGAUGGCAUUCUGUGGACCGAGAGCAGACGCUUUGUUGGAGUAACUCUCAUUGCUACCGCUUUUGUUGGAUCAGGGCUUCUAUUUAUGUUCUGCAUAGGAAAAGGUAGAGCAAAUAAAGACAACAGAACACCUGUGUUGAGUUCAUCAAUAACAAAUCUGUCAAAAGACAAGGAUACACAUGACUGCAGAGAUGCUUCUUUUGAAGACAGAGAGCUGAAAUAUAUGCAAAUUGAGAAGACCUAGAUAGAGAAAGCAGGGGAAGAUUUUUUUCCUCUGUGGUGAAGAUUUGACAGCUCAGAUAUUCUGUGUUCUAUCUAUUGAAGGGGAUAUUAAUUUUUUGUUUUUAUUGUGUGAUGGCAAUCUUCUAAUUGUUGUAACUUGGGAAAAAAUGCAAUGAAGUUAAAAUAAUUAUAACAUAAAAAGUCCUUGCAUUCAGGCUUCUGUAUAUGGGACUAGAUAUUGAGGUAUUUAUUUA
Messenger RNA from Neopelma chrysocephalum (saffron-crested tyrant-manakin), 1270 nucleotides. RefSeq names its product CD274 molecule (gene CD274). Gene Ontology annotation, biological process: cell surface receptor signaling pathway; positive regulation of T cell proliferation; cellular response to lipopolysaccharide. The coding region runs from base 97 to 1038 and encodes 313 amino acids. The record is from RefSeq and is a predicted model, not a curated record. Gene Ontology annotation, cellular component: external side of plasma membrane. NCBI's taxonomy places the organism in Eukaryota, Metazoa, Chordata, Aves, Passeriformes, Pipridae. The transcript is spliced from 8 exons.